AUGUCAUCCCAUAAGCCAGAACAACCAUCUGAUGCGCCGCCCACUUACGAGCAAGCGAGUGGCUCGUCUCGACCCUCUGCGUCUGCCACCACUGCUGCUUCGGGCUCUAACCACCUCAGUGUUCCUCAACAGCAAGAAGCAGCCGUACGAAAGUCGAUGGAAGAUAUGCUGCGACCGCUUCCCAAAGGGUGGAUUCGUCAGUACGAUCCUUCGACUCACCACAACUUCUUCGUCGAUACCCUCGCCAAGCCACCUCGGUCCAUCUGGGUGCAUCCAUUUGACGAUGAGCAGUACCAGAGCGAACAUCCGGCUGAAGUCAAGAACGAACGCGAGAGGAUCGAGCGCGAGAACAUGCUUCAAGCCGACACCGAUGACGACGACGAUUGUCCACCAUCCUCGAGCAAGCAUCGUUCCACCGCAACCACGUCGGGUGCUGGUGCAGGUACUGGCGCUGGCUCAGUUGGUGCUCAGCCAAAGGGGAUGAAAAAGUUGGGUCGAACGCUCAAAGACAAGCUCACCAACACCACCCACGCUGAGCGGGAGGCCAAACGCGAAGCGCAGCGCCAAGCUGAACAACGCGCUUACCAGCAACACCAGGCGAUUCGUCAAGCGCUCAUUACAGCCACCAGAACAGGCCAACCUCAACUCGUGGGAAGAGACAAGCAAGGUCGCGAAAUUUUUGCCCAACCUCCGCCCCCCGGCGCUUACGGCUACGGUGCAACGUUGGGUUAUGGUCCGUAUCAAACUUUCGACGGUCCAUACGGUGCCUACGGUCCUUAUUCCAGGCCGAUGGGCCCGUACAGUAGACCGUACGGUGGCACGGGCCUCCCAAUUAUAGGCGGUCUGGCCGGCGGUAUGCUGUUAGGUGGACUUUUGUUCUAG
Molecule: messenger RNA, 882 nt
Organism: Mycosarcoma maydis (corn smut)
Lineage: Eukaryota; Fungi; Basidiomycota; Ustilaginomycetes; Ustilaginales
Exons: 1
Coding region: 1-882 (293 amino acids)
Source: RefSeq, a predicted model, not a curated record